Postia placenta MAD-698-R-SB12 is the source of this 1068-nucleotide messenger RNA. RefSeq lists its product as hypothetical. The transcript is spliced from 5 exons. Lineage: Eukaryota; Fungi; Basidiomycota; Agaricomycetes; Polyporales; Adustoporiaceae. The coding region runs from base 1 to 1068 and encodes 355 amino acids. The record is from RefSeq and is a predicted model, not a curated record.
AUGUCAAUACUGUACUCCAUUCAGGCUGGAGCCUCCGCUCCCUAUUCGAUAAAGCGUCCAGAUCACAUUGAACCUCUGUACAUUCGACUGACCGUAGCCGCAUCCACCGCCAUGAUUCCCCUUGCUGACCUCGCAUACCUCUACUCGCCAAAAUACUUAGCGGCUUUGUUAGCGUUUAUAAUUGUUCCCGACAUCACUUCACGCACUGCGGGAAUCAUUUGCGCAGCGAGCCAGUUCCCUGAACUAGUCUUUCUGGUUUUGGGGCCGUCUUUAACCUCAAAAUUCAAGCUCGGCCUUACUGACUUCCUCGCGGCGCUUGUGCUACUGGAAACCAAAUUGAGAGCUUUAACAUGGCUCAUCAAACUUCAGAAGAGACACACAAGCUGGCAAUACAACUGGAUUGCAGACGCAUGUUUAGUGAUAGAAGUACUUUUCGCGCUCACCUUUAUCACGGCGGGGCGACGAUACAUGACUUCGACAUUCGGGAACGAAUCGGAGAAGCCGGCGUUUCCAGAGGCGGAUAACGCACAUGAACAGCCUCCCACGCAGAUGACUGACCAUGUCAGCCGCCAAGGUACGAACCAAGUCGCAGCCCAAAAUGGAAACCAGGUUGCAAGUCGGCCUAGCGAGCUCACCCCGGAGUCAGUCUCCUUGAGUACCGCGACCGUGGUAGCCCUGCAACUUCCGCGUCGGGCGACUUGCCCUUCGUCCGAGUGCACGCUGCGCCAGUCAGCCCUCAUGCGGCUGUUCAAGGAGUACUUCGAGACCAUGAAGCGCAACACGAACUGCCUCAGGGAGAACCUCCGGCUCAGCGAGGAGGCUCUGCAGCUCCGCAGGGAGAUGCGCGAAGUCGACGAAGAGAUGACACAGCUGAAGGCAAAUUGCCUCGAGGCCGUGAAGGGGACGAAAGAACUCGCGUACGAGCUGAGUCAGGAAAACAAAGCGCUGCGGGACUUAUUGGGUUUCUACCAAUGCAAAAUUGAAGAAUUGCAGGACAUCAAGUCUCAAGCUCUCAUAUCGCGCGAUCCUGAGCCCGAGAGGUAUCCGAGCUUCAUCAGCCUAAGUUGA